CCGUUAUUUAGUAUUCUUUGCAAAUUUAAUACUCUUAAAUGCCCGCGCGAUAAAAUACCAAAUUCGAUAAAUAUGCAAGUUAUCGAUUUUGAAUUAGGCUAAUCGCCGAGGAACUAACUUGAGCACACUUUCAACAAAUGGAAGACAAGAGGGAGCUGCGAUCCUUGCUUCUGGCAACCAAAACAGGAAAACAACUUUCGGAAUAUCAUAUUAAAUUGCUGCAAAAGCAAAAUAUCAGCACAGCAGAAGAAUUUAUUGAUGCAGACAAUGUGCACACGAUCUUGGCGCUCGCCAGCGACACAACCGAGGAAAUUAAGCGGGAACUGUUGAAUUUAUAUGUGGGCAGGAUUAAGUUUAAGACACUCUACCAGUCGCAGCCCAUAAACUACUCAACAGGCAUAGAGGACUUAGACAAAUUGCUGGACUCCAUUGGACAACCCUUUCGUCCAGGCCGUGUUUGGGAGCUCAUCGGCGAUAAUGAUGUGGGCAAAACCGAAUUGUUACACACACUGGCUGUAAAUUUCGUUUGCAAAUAUGGAGAGCAGCAGCAGGUGCUGUUUGUGGACACCAACUUGGACUUUGAUAGCGAACGCUUGGAGGAGAUUUUGUUGGAAAGGAAACAACUGAGCGAGGCAGCUAUAGACAGAUCUUUGGAUGCGAUUAAUGUUGUGCAAGCAACCACAGCUGAAUCUUUGAUUGCAGCACUGGCAGCUCUACUCGAGAAGCUAGCCAGUCCCAAUGCCAAAUUUGAGGCCGUCUCGCGCAUAAAAGUGGUCCUCAUUGAUUCCCUCACAGCCUGUUACAUCUUAUAUCGCAGCAGUUAUGGACGCAACAAGGGACGUAGAUUCCUAACAGAGUUGGCGAUGAUUAUACGAAAGCUGGCUGUACAGCACGGCAUUGCUUUUAUCAUAGGCAACAUGACGUUCUCCCCGGACGAUGAGACCAACGACAUGGGCGAGGAUGAGGAUGUAGACAACGAAGGGGGUUCGACCCAAAAAAGCACAGAUGCACAAGAGGACUGCAGCUUCUUGGGUGACUAUUGGUGCUCGGUCUGCACGCUGACUUUGGUCCUGGAGCUGCCGGAUGAGUCCCACUGCGACGGCGACGGGCUGCGGCUGCUCAAGGUGCUUAAUAAUAACUUCGGCAUUAGCGACGGCAGCUGCUUGUUGCGCAUCACAGACGCCGGCGUCAUUUGAACUUAGUUGGGCGGACGACGUGCUCCAGUGGCCAGGUGUUGUUGCUGAUUUAGAUGAAUCGCUAUAAUCAGCGACAAGCGACAUUGUUUACGUUUUUAUCAACAAUAAUCAGUGUGACCGCAGUGCUCGGAUGGUAAAAAGUAAAAUACCAAACGGAAAAUAUACUAAACUGCUGUACAGCACUGUGCGAUACUUAAAAUUGUUUUAAAGAUGUUAAAUAAAAUUAAGUUACAAUAAUAAACUUUUUACACACACACAAAGUAGCUUACAAAAGAUAUUUUCAGAACAUAUUCGUUUCAUUUUUAAUGAGUCCGUUUUAAUUCAUAAUACAUACGUUUAAUCACUUUAUGCAUGCUUUAGUUAAGGUGUAUAUGCAUGUAUGGUAUGUAUAUAUAUAUAUAUAUGUGUGUGUGUGUGUGUGUAUGUAUAUUCGCUAAUUACUAUUUAUACAAUUUAUAUAAAUAUAAAAAAUUAAACGUUUCCAUAGACUUUGUUA
This is a messenger RNA of Drosophila virilis, 1692 nucleotides long. It is a transcript of the gene Rad51D, whose product is annotated as Rad51 recombinase D. Gene Ontology annotation, molecular function: ATP binding; ATP-dependent DNA damage sensor activity; single-stranded DNA binding. NCBI's taxonomy places the organism in Eukaryota, Metazoa, Arthropoda, Insecta, Diptera, Drosophilidae. Gene Ontology annotation, biological process: reciprocal meiotic recombination; double-strand break repair via homologous recombination; DNA strand invasion. Gene Ontology annotation, cellular component: replication fork; Rad51B-Rad51C-Rad51D-XRCC2 complex; centrosome. The record is from RefSeq and is a predicted model, not a curated record.